This is a messenger RNA of Carassius gibelio (silver crucian carp), 4559 nucleotides long. RefSeq names its product F-BAR and double SH3 domains protein 2. The transcript has 21 exons. Gene Ontology annotation, cellular component: recycling endosome; neuromuscular junction. Gene Ontology annotation, biological process: neuromuscular synaptic transmission; regulation of actin filament polymerization. NCBI's taxonomy places the organism in Eukaryota, Metazoa, Chordata, Actinopteri, Cypriniformes, Cyprinidae. Gene Ontology annotation, molecular function: protein binding. The coding region runs from base 27 to 2600 and encodes 857 amino acids. The record is from RefSeq and is a predicted model, not a curated record.
UCCGGUCCGGGGCGCUGUUGGGCUGGAUGUUACGGUUGGAGACUCAUCUUUGGAGGCAUAUUCUUCUCUCUUUCAUUACUUUCUCCCCUGAUCUGCAGUGUUUGUUAAGCGUCUGCCCGACUGGACCUGUUUCAUCAUGGCCGUCUGAAUUUGGAUCCAAAUCCCAGUCUGAUCCCGUUUUCUCAAUCAUUUCUCCCGAUCGCAGUGGGAAUCAUUUCUUUGGGAUAUUACUUCAUUUGUGCCAAUGUUCAAACAUGCAGCCUCCGCCAAGAAAGGUAAAAGUGACACAGGAACUGAAGAACACUCAUACGGAGCAGCUCGGCCGCCUGCAUCUCAAACACCAGACGGAAUGUGAUUUAUUAGAAGAUAUGAGAACUUACAGCCAGAAAAAGGCCACACUGGAGAGAGAUUACGCACAGGCCCUGCAGAAGUUGGCGAAUCAGUAUUUAAAGAGGGACUGGCCUGGGAUCAAACCAGAUGACCAGAGGACAGACUACCGGAAUGUGUAUGGAGUGUGGCGGGCUUAUCUUGAAGGCACCGUGCAGGUGACCCAGUCUCGACUCAACGUCUGCGAGAACUACAAGAGCGACAUUUCGGACCCUGCCAAAACCUUACGCCUCUACAAAGAACAGCAGCUGAAAAAGUGCAUUGACCAGCUGGGUCGGAUCCAGGCAGAGCUCCAGGAUUCAGUAAAGGAUCUGGCCAAGUCCAAAAAGAAAUACUUUGAGCUGGAGCAGAUGGCCCAGGCUGUGCGGGAAAAGGCCGACAUUGAGUCCAAGUCGAAGCUGGGUCUGUUCCAGUCCAGGAUAAGUUUACAGAAGGCCAGUGUGAAGUUGAAAGCGAAGAGGAGCGAUUGUAACUCCAAAGCGACCCACGCAAGGAACGAAUAUCUUCUCACAUUGGCAGCCGCUAACGCACAUCACGACCGAUAUUACCAGACCGACCUGGCCAGCUGCAUCAAGGGUCUGGAGGGGAACGUAUACGAUCAUGUGAAGGAUUAUCUGAUAUCCUUUUGUCGGACCGAGCUGGAAGCGUUUCAAGCUGUCCACAGCACCUUCCAGUUCCUGCUGGAGAAGUCCAGUCGAGUGAUGCAGGACUUCAACCAGCAGCUGUUCCUGCAGGAGAACCCAGUGUUUCACAAAGCCCAAGACUUCCCGUUCCAGCCCAGCGACAGCGAUACGACACUGAGCUCUGUGCAGCAGUUGGUGGACAUUGAGCCAUCGACGGUCAGUGUGAUGAGAAUGACUCUGGCGCAGAGUCGACAGCUGGAAUCGGAGACGGGAACCACAGAAGAACACAGUCUGAACAAAGAGGCGAGGAAAUGGGCCACACGUGUGGCCCGCGAACACAAAAACAUCAUCCAUUACAAACGGACUCUAGAGGAAUGCGAGACGCUCGGGACUCCGCCCACGGAACAGAGCCGGAAUGAGCUGGAAUUCCGAAUAGAGGAGAUCAAGGAGAACAUCCGCAAAGCAGAGACACUAAAGCUGAAAGCAGAAGCGCGUCUGGACCUCCUGCGGCAGGUGGGUGUUUCUGUGGACACAUGGCUGAAGAGCGCCAUGAACCAGGUGAUGGAGGAGCUGGAGAACGAGCGCUGGGCGACGCUGCCCACCCUCAUCACCCACGACCUCUCUCUCUCAACCACGGUGGACAGAGAGGAAGGAGAAGAAUUAGAAGAGAACAUGGAGACGUAUGACGACAGCAGCUCGAGUCCAUCAGGAACCCUGAGGAACUACCCGCUCACCUGCAAGGUGCUCUACUCAUACAAGGCCUCUCAGCCUGAUGAACUAACGAUCGAUGAGCAUCAGAUGUUGGAGGUUAUAGAAGAUGGAGACAUGGAGGACUGGGUGAAGGCACGGAAUAAGACCGGUCAGGUGGGCUACGUCCCAGAGAAGUACCUGCAGUUCCCCACGUCCAACAGCAUCCUGAGCAUGCUCCAAUCCCUCGCUGCUCUGGACGCACGCUCACACUCCUCCAGCAACUCCACGGAGCCUGAGCUGGCAUCAGGCAGCUUCAACGGAGACAGCAGCAUGAGUUUUGUUAAGGCCAUGUACGACUACGAGGGUCAGACGGAUGACGAGCUGUCAUUCCCCGAGGGAGCCAUCAUCCGCAUCCUCAACAAGGACAACCAGGAGGACGACGGCUUCUGGGAGGGCGAGUUUAACGGUCGAGUGGGCGUCUUCCCGUCUGUGCUGGUGGAGGACCUGACUGCCUCAGAGAACGGAGACGCUCACUGGGGAACAGAUACACAGGUGUCCCCGUGCCAAAGGCUUCAUUCAUCACUUCCUCCUCUUCCGCUGUAUGAUCAGCCGCCCUGCAGUCUGUACACGAGCCCGGAGACCAGCAGCGCUCCCUCGCUGCCCCGCUCGCCGUCUGUCAACGGAGAACACAAACUGCCCGUCCCGCAGAAAAUCAGCGCUCACAAUCACAAUUCCAGCUUGAGUCCAGAGAGCCCAGGCUUCUCCCAGCCGCUGAGACUCGCUCCGGACGGAUCCGGCCCCGGAAAACUCAGACCUGUUCGGGCUGCACCUCCUCCUCCAAAGCAGCACACCCGCAAACAGGUGGAGAAAACCGAAGAGGUGGAGAUCACGCUGGUGUAGAGCGCCGCCCUAGUGGACUGAGAACACACCCCAUCUGACCUCUAACUCCUCCCACUCCUCGCAGAAGGGGCGGGGCAUGCAUUAACCUGCCCUAUGAGCAUCCUCAGAUCCCUGAGGGGACAGAGAACAGCAUCUCAAAGGCAUCUCUUUUUCAUAAAAUACAAACACCUCUUCUGGCGUCACAGACUGUUUGGUGCCUUAAACCGCUUUCAUGCCAAACUCUAAUCCUUGUAUUCGUAAUGACUUUAUCGUGUAACAGGAACUUGUUUAAAACUUUCUUAAUCCACUCAGUUCAGUUUUGCGAAAUCAUGGUUGAUGUGUAAGUGUGCAUCUGAAAACACAGAAAGGAAUCGAAUACAAUGGUUUAGCAAGAGUUUAAAGAGGCUACACUUGCACAUCCAUCUCUUCAGUAGCUUUUGAAGAGCCAAACAUGCAAUACUAGGAAUUCUGGGAUGUGAAAAAGAGGUCAGCCACAAAUACUCCGACCAUUUACGUAUUUCAUAUGUAAUAGCACAGUACAUUACUGUCCUCAUAGGAAUGUUAUAUUCACGUUAACCAUUACAGAUCAUAACGGAGAAAGGGAACUGUAUAUAAAAGGCUAGAGCGGUAGAGGAGAACGAGGGUUAUUAAAAAGAGAGGAAGGCUGGUUACUUCGCUCUUUUUUUUCAUCAAUUUAGCGUUUUUCUGUCUUGUGUUGAUCUGAAAAAAAAAGUACUAACUACAUAGCUAUAUCCUUUUCCUCAACGUUUCAUUACGAAGACCAGUGUUUGUAUGUAUUACUAAUAUUUAGUCCUCAGAAAGGUGUGUGAGAGCGAUCUAAAGAUGUGUCUGCGUCUGUUUGGGCAGAGCGUAAUCAUGGAAAUAUGCUGAUCAGUAUACAAGUAUCAGUUAAAGUGCUUUUAAUGCAUUUCUCAUCGUCAUGUGAUGGGAAAGAUUCCCUCCAACAAGCACAGAAAAGGUGGAUCAUCAUGGGGAUUUUUCAUUUUAAUUAUUGCCAAUGAAUGCAAACCUAUUAUUGUGUCCUAAGUGCAUUUCCUCCCUACGAGGGGCAGCUACGUGUUUGUCUUUUUUGCAGUCGAAGACUUUAAUAAGCAAGGCCUGUUAUUUAGAUUUAUCAUUUUCAUUCAUUUCCACAGUAUUUUAAUGCAUAUCUUGAUCUUUUUCCUUGAUCAGUUUUUUUAAUGUCCGUGUAUCCCAGCUGCCUCUUUUGGAUGAUGAAGCUGCCCAGCGUCGUGUUAUUGAUCUCGUUAGAGAGUGACUGAUUGUAGUUUUCCCGUAACGUUUGAAAGAGAACAGAGUUAUUAUGUUGAUUCCAUAAUAUAGAUAGUGGAAAGAAUAAAAAAAAAUCCAUUUUGUGAAAUGGUACCAUAGUUCUGUUAAGCAGGAACAGGGUCAUCACCAAAAGAACGUGUGCGAGACGUGGGAGGAAAAAAACCCGACUUUUUUUAAUCCGAGCGGAAGAUGUUUUGAGAAUCUUCCUUUGUUUCUAUAUUCCUCUGUCACAACCUAUUUUCUUGUUGAUCUCGUUGAGAUCUUUUGAAUGUUAUCAAACUUGUUUUGAAGUUUAUGGUUAGAGGUUAAAGCCCGUUGUGUCAAAAACUGUUCUCGCCUACGAAACGAACGCAUAUUUUGAUAUUUUCAUUUGCAUUUUUUUAAAAUUGCGCUCCCAGUUUUCUCGGACAGUUUCAACUCUUUGGAGCUUCUUCAAUAGCAUUAGCUGCAUAUUCUAGUUGUUUUUAUUUCUAAAGUGAUUUUAUCUGCAUUUAUUAAAAUUUGAAGAUGAUUCCGAGCUGCUAGACAAAAAAUAAAAUAAAAAUAAAAAUAACUGAAAAACAAUUGACUGUUGCUGCAGUGACAAUAUCAGAGAACAGGUGAAAAAUAUUCUUUCUGCAUAUUAUUAGCUGUAAAAUUAUUUGUAUUUAUUGUGUACAAAUGUUAAAUAAAAAUUUGGGGAAAGUG